Ziziphus jujuba (common jujube) is the source of this 711-nucleotide messenger RNA. RefSeq lists its product as uncharacterized. Lineage: Eukaryota; Viridiplantae; Streptophyta; Magnoliopsida; Rosales; Rhamnaceae. The transcript is spliced from 2 exons. Bases 1 to 711 code for a protein of 236 amino acids. The record is from RefSeq and is a predicted model, not a curated record.
AUGAAUAAUAGCCCUCCUUAUCCAUCCCAACUCCGCGAGGAAAGUGAAAGGCACAAUUUAUUUCUAAAGAUAACUUGUGCUUUCUUCAUUGAUUAUUAUAGCCAUGGAAAGCUUCUGGAUGAGGAAAUGCAACACUUCAAGAGAAUCAAACAUUUCACCGAUUUGGUCAGACAAUUCCUGUGUCCAAACAGAGGGUAUCCCAUUCAUGCUGGCAAUAUGAGCUGUCUCUACACUGCAAAGCAACUGGAUGGUUCAGGGGUGAACUUCGUGCCGCUCCCCGAAUUCAAGGUAGAAGACGAUACUAAAUGCGUCAUGAGAAACAUUAUGGCGUUGGAGCAGUGUGUUUAUCCAUUCGUGACUUAUAUCUGCAAUUAUGUUUCUUUUUUGGAUCAACUAAUCAACACAACUGAAGAUGUAGAAUUGCUGGUUGAGAAGAAAGUGGUUCAUAACUUGCUUGGUAGCAACGUUGCAGUAGCAGAUUUGAUUAACAAGCUUUGCGACCAGAUUGUCGAAACAAGUUUCUGCUAUGGUGGUAUAUGCCAAGUGCUUAAUGAGCAUUAUUAUAAUUUUUGGAACGUUACCAAGGCAACUCUUAAGAGCGUUUACUUCAAGGAUCUUUGGACAAGUAGUUCUAGUAUUGUUGCACUUUUUGUACUUUUGUUCUCAGUUGUUUCAGUCAUUGCAAGCAUCAAGGAUAUGUCUUCGAAUUAA